Messenger RNA from Chelmon rostratus (copperband butterflyfish), 3111 nucleotides. RefSeq names its product fizzy-related protein homolog. Gene Ontology annotation, biological process: anaphase-promoting complex-dependent catabolic process; positive regulation of ubiquitin protein ligase activity; positive regulation of anaphase-promoting complex-dependent catabolic process. Gene Ontology annotation, cellular component: anaphase-promoting complex. Bases 153 to 1643 code for a protein of 496 amino acids. The transcript has 14 exons. Gene Ontology annotation, molecular function: ubiquitin ligase activator activity; protein binding; anaphase-promoting complex binding. NCBI's taxonomy places the organism in Eukaryota, Metazoa, Chordata, Actinopteri, Chaetodontiformes, Chaetodontidae. The record is from RefSeq and is a predicted model, not a curated record.
UUGAACGCUCGGCAAAAGAAAACAUUUGUGUUCUGUAUGCUCUGUUUUUAAGAGUAAAACGCAUAAAACAAGACAUUUCAACUGGAAUCGACGCCACUAAGAAAAAUUAUUCCACGGCGCGUAACGGCAAGAGUUAAUCGGGGCACGGCAUCAUGGACCAGGACUAUGAGUGCAGGCUGCUCAGGCAGAUCAAUAUACAAAAUGAAAACGCAAGCCCCAUAAAAGCUGUAGGAGCGGUGCGAGCUCUGACACCCACCAGCUCCCCCCUGUCCUCCCCUAGCAAGCAUGGCGAUCGCUUUAUUCCCUCCCGGGCCGGAGCCAACUGGAGUGUCAACUUCCACCGCAUCAAUGAAAUUGAAAAGUCACACAAUCAAAACAGGAAAACCAAAGAUGGCACAACUGACAGCAACAAAGCGGACGGCCUGGCUUACUCGGCUCUGCUGAAGAACGAGCUGCUAGGAGCGGGCAUCGAGAAAGUCCAGGACCCCCAGUCAGAAGACCGCCGUCUGCAGCCAUCCACUCCUGCCAAGAGGAGCCUUUUUAGUUAUUCUGUAAGUACUAAGAGGGCUCUGCCAGAAGAGGAUGGGAACACAGUUUCUCCAUAUUCUCUUUCACCUGUCAGCAGCAACAGCCAGAAACUGCUGCGAUCUCCAAGGAAACCUACGCGCAAAAUAUCCAAAAUUCCUUUCAAAGUUCUGGACGCUCCAGAGCUUCAGGAUGACUUCUACCUCAACCUAGUGGACUGGUCCUCUCUGAAUGUGCUCAGUGUAGGACUUGGCACCUGUGUGUACCUGUGGAGUGCCUGCACCAGCCAGGUGACACGUCUGUGUGACCUCUCUGUAGAAGGAGAUUCUGUAACGUCAGUGGGCUGGUCAGAGAGGGGUAACCUGGUAGCGGUGGGGACUCAUAAAGGCUAUGUGCAGAUCUGGGAUGCAGCAGCAGGGAAGAAGCUCUCAGUAUUAGAAGGACACACAGCCAGAGUGGGUGCGUUGGCAUGGAAUGCAGACCAGCUGUCGUCUGGGAGCCGCGAUCGGGUGAUCCUGCAGCGCGACAUCAGGGCCCCGCCUCUCCAGUCAGAGCGCCGUCUCCAAGGACACAGACAGGAAGUCUGCGGGCUUAAGUGGAGCACAGACCACCAGCUGCUAGCCUCAGGUGGAAACGAUAACAAGCUACUUGUGUGGAACCACUCGAGCGUCCUCCCGGUGCAGCAGUACACAGAGCACUUGGCUGCGGUGAAGGCCAUUGCCUGGUCCCCCCACCAGCACGGCCUGCUUGCCUCCGGAGGCGGCACUGCCGACCGCUGCAUCCGCUUCUGGAACACUCUGACAGGCCAACCCUUACAGUGCACAGACACCGGCUCUCAGGUCUGCAACCUGGCCUGGUCCAAGCACACCAAUGAACUGGUCAGCACACACGGUUAUUCCCAGAACCAGAUCCUGGUGUGGAAGUAUCCCUCUCUCACUCAAGUAGCUAAACUUACUGGACAUUCCUACAGAGUGCUCUACCUGGCCAUGUCCCCUGACGGAGAGGCCAUCGUGACAGGAGCCGGAGAUGAAACACUUCGGUUCUGGAACGUCUUUAGCAAGAUGAGAUCCACUAAGGAGUCCGUGUCAGUGCUGAACCUCUUCACCAGGAUCCGGUAGUAAGCACAGCUCUGUACUGCGAGGGAAACAUAGCCAGGAAGGGAAUUUGUCUUUGCAUGUGUCACGCUGUAAGUGGGCCCCUUCUCUGAGUAUUCACCUCGGUGGUCUGCAGAGGGCCCCCUCAUUUGCCCUUAGUUAUUUGGCCAAGUUGUAGCUGGAGGUGCGAGGGGGCUGGAGGAGUGUCGAGGGCAGAGGAGGUGCAUACAUACAUACGUGCGUACAGUAUUCCACUUCCUCCUGAAUGACGGAGCCACUGCCUCCUCCAACAGACCAGUGAUCUCUGAUGAAAAGGAGAAUUUUGUUUACAGACUGAUUUGUGCUUACCUGCCAAAUAUUGAGUUUGUCGUUUUGAUUGUCUAUUUAUUUUAUUUCAUUUUUUUUAAAACAUAUUUUUAACAUGUAUGCUUAGCCGUGUGUUUGGUUAGUAGAUUUCCUUUCAUGUGUGUAACUGCAAGUUUUGGUCUUAUCUGUGGAGUAUGUUUGGCUUUGUUCAGGUUUGCAGAGAAAAGAGGAGCGCGUCUUUUUUUGUAUUUUACUGAGCGAAAAUAAUGUUUCAUGUACACUGAUAACCGAUAACAUAAUAUGAUUCAGUGCCGUUUUAAGAGCUGUUAAUGGUUAACAGGACUGAACAAAUUAGCCUGAUUUCCUUUUUUUAGAUCUGCCAUCAAAUUCAUUUUAGUCUAAUGAUAUCAUAUAAUAUUAAACAGUAUUGGUUCAAUGUUGCAUAAUCUGUCAAGAAAAAUCGUUAAACGGCAUACAGCACAUCUUAUUAAAUAACUAAACACUAUAUGUUAGAACAGCCGCUUACAAAAGUAAUUCACAUGAAAAUUAGAGGAUUUAAUUUGACUUGUGUUGAAGCUUUUCAUCAUCUUGUUUCUCUACUUAAAUGGAAAAUCAGGCAAGGAAAGCUGUAAUGAAAACACUGGUUUAUCAGUGUAGUUUGUAACAGCAGCUAAAGCACAGAGGAAAAAACAUUUGGGAUUAAGUGUGAGUGAAAUGCUGUUCUGUGCACAGCUCCUGCUUUGCACCGUGUCUGCUAAGAUAUUCAAGCUUGGGGCACUUGUCUUUUGCUACUUCAGACAAUUUCUGUUCCGAGCAGUCGUGCUAUUGUUUUUUGUCUUUAAAAAAAAAAAAACAAAUCUGAUUUCAUAUCAUCCACAACAUUUUCUGCCAUUUUUCUUUCUUUUUCCCAUUUGAAUGUUUGAGUCAAGUAGCAUGCCACAUUGAAAUGAAUGCUAUUUAUUUGUGUUGUGUAUAAAGGUUCUUGUACAGAAAUGGCAUGUUUGUUUACUAAUGUUGUCUGAGGGAUGUUAACCGGGCAGUUUCACUGCUAACCUCAAUGAACAGUUCUUUUAAUGCCACUUAAAAAUCAAGACAACGCUGCCAACUUGAAUAACAGCAAGAAUGUUACAACGAAAAUUAUUUCUGUACUGAGAGAUAAUCAACAAUUAAACGAUCAUAUCUUGUA